Messenger RNA from Fusarium oxysporum Fo47, 822 nucleotides. RefSeq names its product Pyruvate/Phosphoenolpyruvate kinase-like domain-containing protein. The record is from RefSeq and is a predicted model, not a curated record. The coding region runs from base 1 to 822 and encodes 273 amino acids. Gene Ontology annotation, molecular function: catalytic activity. NCBI's taxonomy places the organism in Eukaryota, Fungi, Ascomycota, Sordariomycetes, Hypocreales, Nectriaceae. The transcript is spliced from 3 exons.
AUGAGCUCACAAGGAGAAGAUGUCUGUACAACUAUCACUGCGGGGAAGUUGUUACGCCAAAGGAUAGAAGCGAGUGGUUUCAUCCUUGCUUCAGGUGUACACGAUGGAUUCUCUGCGCGCAUUGCGCUCGAGGUUGGAUUUGAUGUCCUGUACAUGACUGGGGCAGGAGUCACGGCAUCCGUUCACGGAUGUGCUGACCUAGGGAUCGCAACACUGAACGACAUGCGGCGGAGCGCAGAAAUGAUCGCCAGUUUGUCACCAUUUACGCCUGUCAUUGCCGACGCGGACACCGGAUACGGCGGACUAAUCAUGGUGGCACGUACGGUUGAACAGUAUUCGCGCUCAGGUGUCGGGGUGCUACAUAUCGAAGACCAGGUGCAGACCAAGCGAUGCGGUCAUCUCGCUGGAAAGGUCCUGGUGGACUUGAAAGAGUAUUUGGCCCGUAUACGGGCUGCCGUGCAAGCACGCCGAAGGAUUGGAAGCGAUAUAGUCAUCAUUGCACGAACAGAUUCCAUCCAGAAGCAUGGAUAUGAAGAAGCACUGGCAUGGCCAGUGUUGCUGAAUAUGGUGGAGAAUAGCGUCACGCCGAAAAUCUCAGCUAAAGAAGCAAAAGGCUUGGGGUUCAGCAUGAUGAUUGUGCCGCUGGCCACGCUGGCUCCGGCUUAUACUGCAAUCAAGGCUGGUCUGCAAAAGCUGAAGGAAACAGGUUUAGCAGAUACCGAGCUUACACCACAGGACCUAUUCCGAGUAUGCGGGCUCGAUGAGUCGAUGAAAAUUGAUGAGGAGGCUGGAGCUUCCAACUUUGAAGGUGGCGUGGACUGA